Molecule: messenger RNA, 1659 nt
Organism: Rotaria sp. Silwood2
Lineage: Eukaryota; Metazoa; Rotifera; Eurotatoria; Philodinida; Philodinidae
Source: the annotation of a GenBank genome assembly
AUGUGUGAAGUAACGUCAUCGAAUUUUCUUGAAUUAUUUCCAUUAAUUAUUAAAUUAAUUGAUAAAUCAUGUUUUCUUGCAAUUGAUACUGAAUUUAGUUCAAUAGAUACAUUUUCUUCAUCAAUUAAAACUAUAAAACAAUUUUAUGAACAACGUUCUAAUUUUGUAAAACAAAUAACAAUAUUUCAAUUUGGUCUUGCUAUUUUUUCUAAAACAUCUGAUCAACAAAAAUAUGAAGUUAAUAUUUAUAAUUUUUAUCUUAAUCCAACAUCAAUUCAUCCAAUUGAUGUUAAAUAUUUAAUUCAAUCAUCAUCAAUAAAAUUUUUAGCUGAAUAUAAUUUUGAUUUUAAUAAAUGUUUUUAUUCAGGUAUAUCAUUUCUUAAUCAAACACAAGAACAAAUUUUAUUAAAUCAAAAUAAAUCAAUAUCAAGUUAUAGAUUUUCAAUAACUGAACAAAAUUUUUUAAAUUUUUUAUCUGAAAAAAUUAAUGAAUGGUUAAUAACAGCACAUAUUGGUGAUCAAAUGCAAUAUGAAUUAAAUAAUAAUAAUAGUAAAGAAAUUUUAAAUGAUUAUUUACUUCAUGUUGAAAUACGUCGUUGUUUUAAAACAAUUUGGACAACAACGAAAAUAAUUGAAAAUAAAAAAAUACUUUUUAUUGAACAUAUUACAAAAGAAACAUAUGAACAAAGAAUAAAAGAUAAUAUUGAUAACAAUCAAGAUUUUCAAUUAUUUAUUCAAUCAUUACUUGGUUUUACUAAUCUUAUACAUUAUAUACGAGAUAAUUAUCGAAAACCAAUCGUAGGUCAUAAUUGUUUUCUUGAUUGGUUACUUAUUUAUGAUAAAUUUCUUGAUAAUCUUCCAUUAAAAUUUGAAGAAUUUCAAAUAUUAAUGAAUAAAAAUUUUUUAUUAUCAAUAUUUGAUACAAAAUAUCUUGCACUUGAAAUGAAAGAAUAUUUAUUUACACGUCAAAAUCGGUCAAAUAUAAGUAAUUAUAUUGAAAAUUUAACAACAGCAACAUCACUUUCAUCACUAUAUGAUUUAUUAACAUCAAAAUAUUAUGAUAGUUUAAUAUUUUUUAAACCAAUUAUUGAAAUAAAUUCAAAUAAUCGAUAUAAAAAUCAAGUUUGGAAACAUGAAGCUGGUUAUGAUGCAUAUAUGUCUGGUGUUAUAUUUCUUAAAUUAAUUUAUUUAUAUAAACAAAAAAAAUAUCAUAAAAUUGAUUUAUAUGAAUAUCAAUCAAUAUUUGAUAUAUGUUUAAAUGAUAUACAAAUAUAUAAAAAUCGUUUUUAUUCAACAUUUACUUCAUAUAUAUCAUUAAAUCGAUAUGAUAGAAAUAAAAAUUUAACAAAAAAAUUACAACAAUGUCUUGUUAUUGAAAAAUAUAAUAAAGAUAAAAUUGAUAUGUCAGAUAUAAUAUCACGUUUUAAUUCAUAUUGUUCAAUGGAAUAUGAAAUAGAUAAUAAUUUAAAUAAAAUUUAUCUUUUAUUUCAAUCUGAACAUUGUCAACGACAAAUUCUUAAAGAUUAUACAAAUCAUCCAUUAUAUAAAAUUGAAAAAUUUAAUUGGUUUAAACAUUCAUUAUUUGCUAAAUAUACAUUUGGAAUAUCAAUAGUAAUGACUGGUAUUUGUAUUUUUUUUCUAGUCAAACGUCAAAUUUGA